This is a messenger RNA of Clarias gariepinus (North African catfish), 899 nucleotides long. RefSeq names its product oligodendrocyte transcription factor 4 (gene olig4). Gene Ontology annotation, molecular function: protein dimerization activity. The transcript has a single exon. Lineage: Eukaryota; Metazoa; Chordata; Actinopteri; Siluriformes; Clariidae. The coding region runs from base 89 to 820 and encodes 243 amino acids. The record is from RefSeq and is a predicted model, not a curated record.
UGUAGGAUUUUUUUGACCACCAGGAUUUUAUUCAAGUCUUUUUAUUUUUUUAUUCUUUAAAGUAUCCACCUUGAUUUGAUCUGCUGAGAUGGACUCAGACACCGGCUCCACCUGCAGUCGCUCCUCGUCCCCGGACCUCACCGUCGACUCCGGCUUCUUCUCCAGCAAGAUGUUCCAGCAAGCCGGGAAAGACGGAUCUCCGGUUCCUGGAGGAAAGAAUCGGAACCGUCCCGAGCUUAACAAAGAAGACCUCCAGGAGCUGCGUCUCAAGGUGAACAGCCGCGAGCGGAAACGCAUGCACGAUCUCAACCAGGCCAUGGACGGCCUGCGCGAAGUCAUGCCGUACGCGCAAGGCCCGUCGGUGCGCAAGCUGUCCAAGAUCUCGACCCUCCUGCUGGCGCGCAACUACAUCCUCAUGCUCUCCAGCUCCUUGGAAGAGAUGAAGAAGCUAGUGGGCGAGGUCUACGGGUCUGGUGUGGCUCAGAACCACGCCGCGAGACCCGUCUUAGCUCCGUCCCAGCUUCCCUUGCACCCUCUGGCGCAGUCCUUGCACUCUCUGGCAGGUGGAGCUGCAGCCGUAGGCUCCACCCCCCUUCAGCACACCAGCAGCACGCACACGGCCGUGGCUCAAGCUCCCCAUUCUCCUCCAGCAGCGGGAUAUCUGGGCUUCCACGCGCCACCGAUCCCAAGCUUACUCAAGGACCCGCUGCACUUGGCCGGCUCAUACAGGCACUUCCCCGGCAUGCCGUGCCCGUGCUCCCUGUGCCAACCUUUACCCGUGUCCACAGCCAGCCUGCACGGCCUUUCAAUGAGCAAAUGAACCAAAAACUCCAAGCAUGGACUCAAAGCAAAGAUCUCCUGAAUGUUUCUAAUGUACAUGAUGUUCUGCAUGAUGUUGA